Messenger RNA from Trametes versicolor FP-101664 SS1, 1392 nucleotides. RefSeq names its product cytochrome P450. The transcript is spliced from 8 exons. The record is from RefSeq and is a predicted model, not a curated record. The coding region runs from base 1 to 1392 and encodes 463 amino acids. Lineage: Eukaryota; Fungi; Basidiomycota; Agaricomycetes; Polyporales; Polyporaceae. Gene Ontology annotation, molecular function: monooxygenase activity; iron ion binding; heme binding.
AUGUCCCUCGCAAAAUACCCUGAAUUGAGUCUCGACCGAUGGGCGAAGACGUUUGGCCCGAUAUACACAUUCACUAUCGGGAAUCAGCUCUUCCUCGUCCUCUCCGAUCCAUACAUGGUCAAAGACAUCCUCGUCACGAACGGCGCCAUCUUCUCCUCGCGGAAGGAUAUGUUCGUAAAGGUGCAAACUAUCCUCCGGUAUCGCGGCAUCACGAGUACCCCAUACAACGAGCAGUGGCGGAAGCACCGCAGGCUUGCGAACAAUCUGCUCGUUCCCCACUCUGUCGCUACCUACAGCCGAUGGCUAGAAAUGGAGUCCAACGACAUGGUCCAAGGGCUGAUGCGCGACGGCAAGGCGGGGGCGAUCUCGAUUGACCCCCGGCCCUAUGCAAGCCGUGUAUCGCUGAACGCCAUCCUCCGGCUUGUGUACGGUACCCGGACCACCUCACUUGACGAUCCUACUGUUGCGGAGUCCCUUCGUAUAUCCCGCGAGCUGAUGAAUACGACUGGAUCUGUGUCCAAUCUCGUCGACUUCUUCCCCAUCCUGCAGAAGCUGCCGAACCGGAUGACCACGCGCGGGCGCAACCUCCACCGGGACAUCCUUGCCUUCAACCGGCCCUACAUCGCGGACAUCGAGGCGCGUCUGAAACGCGGCGAGGACGUCGCGGACUGUCUUGCGAAGACGCUGCUCCUCACGCGUGAAGAGGAGCAGCUGGAUGACCUUGAUAUCGAGAUACUCUGCGGAGCAAUGUUGAUCGGCGGCGUCGAGACAACCGCGUCUGUCCUGCAGUGGUUCAUGGCGCACAUUGCUGGGUACCCGGACGUACAAGCGAAGGCGCACGCAGAGCUCGAUAAUGUGUGCGGGCGCGACCGUCUGCCCUCAGUGGAUGAUGAGCAGGACCUGCCCUACAUCCGUGCCAUUGCGAAGGAAGUCGUGCGUGUCCACAACCCAUUCUGGAUUGGCACUCCGCACUACAGCACAGAUGACUUCUCCUACCACGGGUACGACAUCCCUAAAGGAACCGUCAUCAUCGUGAACAGCUGGGCGAUGCACUUUGACCCUGUACGCCAUCCGGACCCUUACACCUUUAAGCCCGAACGGUACCUCGGUGACAACCUCACAUUCGCCGAGUCGGCGCGUCUAGCCGACCCACUGCACCGCGAUCAGUGGGCGUUCGGCGCGGGGCGUCGCAUGUGUCCGGGAAUGGCCCUCGCAGAGCGGCAGAUCCUGCUCGGUAUUGCCUAUAUUCUCUGGGCAUUCGAUGUCGAAACCAUUCCCGACGAUCCAGUCGAUUUGCGGGAAUACGACGGCGUAGCGGGGCGCUCUCCCGCACCGUUCCGUGUGCGUAUGACGCCGCGGAAUGAAGAUGUCGCGCGCAUCCUCGACAUAUAG